Molecule: messenger RNA, 1763 nt
Organism: Salvelinus sp. IW2-2015
Lineage: Eukaryota; Metazoa; Chordata; Actinopteri; Salmoniformes; Salmonidae
Product: C-type lectin domain family 12 member B
Cellular component (GO): plasma membrane; external side of plasma membrane
Molecular function (GO): transmembrane signaling receptor activity
Source: RefSeq, a predicted model, not a curated record
CAAAGGGUGGCUACUUUGAAGAAUAGGAAAGCAACAGGGACGAGGAGUUUUGACAAAGAAACUGGGGUCUAUGAGUAACAAAUAGGACAUUUAAGGGUAGGAUAUGGAUGUAUCAGUACUUGAUUGUUUCAAUAUUAGGGUAUUGGCAUGUGGGUGUUAGGAUUAGGGUAUGGGUAUGGGGGUAACAGGGCUGGGUUGUGUGGGUUAUUCGGGUUUAGGUGUGUGGGUAAGUGGACUGAGGUAUAAAGAUAUUGGGCUGAGGGAUGGGGGUAACAGGGCUGGGUUGUGUGGGUUAUUCGGGUUUAGGUGUGUGGGUAAGUGGACUGAGGUAUAAAGAUAUUGGGCUGAGGGAUGGGGGUAAAUGUUUGUUAAUUGUAUUAUAGGCAGAGCAAUGUAUGCUCACAUUGGUCACAAUUACCAGAGAAUAUAACAUACGUUUUUUACAUACUUUAAAAUCUUUAUGGGUUAACAAAUGGGUUAAUAAUAUUGAAUAUGUAUGUGUCCCCUUUCUCUUCCCCACAGAGAAAAAAGAGGAAGAAACAGUAUAUGCUGAAGUAAAGGUUAAGGGAAGUGCAGUCACUCAACGGAAUCCUGCCACAGCAGUGGAUGAGAGGCCUGCUCUCCACUCUCAACCCCUUCGAGGAGUGGCAGUGUGUUUGGGUGUUCUUUGUGUCCUCUUGGUUUCAGCCAUUAUAGGCCUCUAUGUGUACUUCAGCACUGCUCUGUCAGAGCACAACACAAAGUUAGUGAGGGAACUGAAGCAACUAACAGAUGCGCGUGCAUUCCUACUGGCGGCCAAUCAGGACCUUACGAACCUCAACAGCAAUCUGAGUACAGCCAAUCACAUUUUGCGGAGUGAUUAUAGCAAUGUAAGCACUGCAAACCAACGUUUAGCGGCUGAGAAAGAAGCAUUGUCAAGAGAGAGGGAUAGACUGAACUGGAAUCUUAGGUCCAUAUAUCAGUUUGAAGAUUUUCCAGUCAAUCAAUAUUGUUCACCAAAAGAUGACGUAGGAGAGAGAAAGUGUAACCCUUGUCGAAGUGGGUGGCUGUUGUUCCAAUCUAGUUGUUACCAGAUUUUAUACCCUUCCAGUCCCUGGAAGACCUGGCAACAAAGCAGAGAGAAUUGCAAACAACAUAAUUCGGAUUUGCUUGUCAUAGGAAGUCAAAAGGAACAGGAAUUCAUUCAUAACCACACUCAAUUCUACUUUGAUAUGCAUCAUGGAUACUGGAUCGGUUUGACUGACAUAGCUCAUGUCAGCCAAUGGCUCUGGGUUAAUGGAAGUCAACAGACUGAUGGGUUUUGGAAAAAACAAACUGGGGGUAAUUGCGUGUUAACUGUCCCAAAUAAUGCACCUUUGGUUAAUUGGAAUGCUGAAUCGUGUAGCAUGGAGAACCGUUGGAUCUGUGAGAGUAGAGCCUUAAUAUGGUCAAAUUAAAUUGCAGGGACACUCUUUCAAGAGCUAUUCUCACAUACUGAACUCAUAUAUUAUUGCAUCUCCACUUGAGAAUUACAUUGAGUUUUAUUCUUCUAACUUAAGGACCCCUGCAUCUGUCUGUUGGGGUCAAUUCGAAUUCACUCAAUUCAGGAAGUGAUUUUAAUUAAACAUUUACAAUGGAAAACCUUCAUUAGCUGACUUCAAUUUGAAUUGACCCCAAUCCGGUUCUGGUUGUAUGUUUUUGAUAUGUUAACAACCAAGGAUCUGUUGUAAUGUAGCUAUAGAGAAGUUUAAAAAAUAAUGUUCCGUUUUGACCUUUCAUAUAAA